This is a messenger RNA of Tuber aestivum (summer truffle), 1592 nucleotides long. The record is from the annotation of a GenBank genome assembly. NCBI's taxonomy places the organism in Eukaryota, Fungi, Ascomycota, Pezizomycetes, Pezizales, Tuberaceae.
AUGCAUUACCUCUUCCUUUUGGGCUUUCCCGCAUUUACUUUAGCAUUUCCGGAACCACUGUCUUACAAGCGCAAUGAAGCUCCCCCUAGCAACGGAACCCUAUAUCCGGGCAAUUGCGAAUGGGGCCUUGAGGGCUGCUAUAACGAGCCCCCGACGGGACGAAUCCUUCAAUAUCUUACUUCCGACAAGUCGCUCACAGUGGAGAAGUGCUUUCAGAUAUGUUCUGCUUUCGAUUAUGCACUUGUCGAAUUUAGGACCGAGUGUUGGUGUGGGAAUGUGGUGAAUCCUACCGCGACCCCGUUCACUGGUGAAGGCACUGGCUGCAGACUUGCAUGUGCUGGUGAUGCAGGACAGCUCUGUGGUGGGCAAUCUAAGUAUGUAAAUUCACCUAGAUACCGGAAAAACUGCUGAUGGUUUGCUUCAGGGGCCUAUUGUAUAAGAGAAAGCCAGCGGGUGGUUGCUCUACCACCAGCCCAACUACUACUCCAACGGAUACAUCUACUUGCGUUGCUGCCACGAUCACUGUCACGGACCAUGUUACCGUCGAUAACCCCAUCACUAUUCCAACCACUCUGAUCGUUACUAAUGCUGUGACAUCUGACACUACUAUAUACAAUACUAUCACGCUCACUAAUAAUGUUCCUACUACUGUCAUCGAGACUGCUGCACCUUCAACUGUUACACAGACUACUCAGGUGGAUAAUCCAAUUACCAUUAUCGAGACCGCCGCUCCAUCCACUAUCACUCAGACAACCCGGGUGGAUAAGCCGGUUACGGUAACAGAGAUUGCCGCGCCGUCAACUGUCACCCAAACCACUCAAGUAGAUAAACCCGUCACCGUUACUGAAACUGCUGCACCCUCUACCAUCACGCAGACAGCUCAGAUCGAUAAACCAGUCACUGUCACAGAAACUGCUGCUCCGUCUACGGUCACCCAGACAACACAAGUCGACAAGCCCCUCACAGUCACCGUGACUUCUGGCCCGCUCACUCUAACCACAACCAAUGUGUUACCGACAACCGUGAUAGUAACCAAGAACCCGUCGGUAAGCACAACUACCACCACCAUCCGCACGACAAUCUCCAACUGCAGCCCAACUACCCCAACCAACACCAAAAAUCCCAAUCCAACCUGCAUGCCCAGCUCCGCUAUCCAAAACCCCUCGUGGGAACAACCUGGCUUCUGGGAUUAUGACUCCGACGGAUAUAAUUCCAUCUCGGACAACUAUUCCACCACCUCCUCCUUGGCCCACUCUGGCACACAUGUCUACCGUGCGCGAAUGAGCAAAGAUGGGCAUUGGGCCACGGCAAGCCAAUACGUCACCCUCUGCCCGUCAACAAAGUAUACCUUGAAAGUGUGGACCAAGAGACCUACCCAGAGCAGUGAGUGUGUUGCGACGUUCUACGUUGAUGGAGAGAUGGUCAUCGUCAGCCCUGAUACCUCCAGCACCGGAUGGGUGGCUGGUACUGGAAACUUCUACUCUGGGGAUGGCGGAAAGGCGAGUGUUAAGGUUAAGGUUAUUUGUGAGGGGAAUUGCGGAAGCGGAUAUAAUGAGAUGUUUGUUGACGAUGUGGCCAUCACACCGGCUUGA